Molecule: messenger RNA, 2203 nt
Organism: Ixodes scapularis (black-legged tick)
Lineage: Eukaryota; Metazoa; Arthropoda; Arachnida; Ixodida; Ixodidae
Product: tigger transposable element-derived protein 6
Exons: 1
Coding region: 517-2043 (508 amino acids)
Cellular component (GO): nucleus
Molecular function (GO): DNA binding
Source: RefSeq, a predicted model, not a curated record
GUAGAACCUCGUUGAUACGUUCUUGGUUGAUACGUUUUCCUGUCCGUUGCGUUCAAAAACGCCGGUCCCGUUUUACUUCCAUAGAGAUACAUGUAUUAGUUUCCUGCCUGUUACGUUUGCUUUCCCGGUUGUUACGUCCAAAAGUGCCGGAAUCGCGGCGCCUCGGCGCGCCGUGCGCCAAGGUGCCACGCCGGCUUCGAAGCGAAGCGAAGCAGAGCCGGACAGCCGAACCACGCAGCGCGCAUCGCGCGGCCGCGCGGCACGCGGGCGCCCUCCUUCCCUUUACUCCUUUCCCCCUCUUUCCCGGUCUCCUCACUGGGCUUUGCCGCUUUGCUGAGCUCUGCGAAAACGCUCGUUCUCUCUUGCUCUUUCUUUUCAUCUGUCCUCUCUCUCCGGCGCGAGUUGUUUACGCGCCGCACGCACGCCGCGACGGCUGCACUUCCAGUUUCUGUUCCGCUCGACAGCUCGACUGCGUGAACAGUGCCGUUUCUGAGUGCGUGCGCGUUGACGACGGCCAUGACAUCCCGAAAGAGAAAAGCACUCUCUUUUAAAGAGAAGUUUGACAUACUUCGCACGGUGGAUCGAAAUCCCAGCCGGAAGAGGUCUGAGGUCGCAAGAGAGCUGGGACUCGCGCCGUCAACUUUAAACAGUAUCGUCGCGAGACGAAAGGAGAUCGAGGCGAAGGCUCCUUUCUACCAACCAGGCUUUAAACAGGCUCGGGGUGCAAAACACGCAAAGUUAGAGGAGGCCCUGUUGGUAUGGUUCAAACAAGCCCGGGCAUCUUGUGUCAACAUCGACGGAGGCAUUCUGCGAGAGAAGGCGCAAGAGAUUGCUGAUCGUUUGGAUAUCGCGGACUUUACGUGUUCCAACGGGUGGGUCGACCGCUUCAGAAAGCGUCACGGUAUUUCGUACCGCGCGGUGAGCGGUGAAGCUGCCAGCGUUGAUCCAAUCUGCGUGGAAGCAUUUAAGUCAUCGCUGCCUUCGAUCAUCGCCGAGUACCACCCACGUGACGUUUUCAACGCCGACGAAGCUGGUCUUUUCUUCAAUGUGCAGCCGACGAAGUCAUUGAGCCUGAAAGGUGAAGCCUGCCACGGAGGAAAGAGUAGCAAGGAACGGCUUACUGUUCUACUGUGUUGCAAUGAGGACGGGUCAGAAAUGAUGAAACCGUGGGUGAUCGGGAAGUUCCGUAACCCGCGAUGUUUAAAGAACCUUCGUCGGAUGCCCUGCCACUACCGAAAUAACACUCGUGCAUGGAUGACAAGUGCUCUUUUCGAGGAGUUUCUGCGAUACCUUGACUCACGAAUGGGGUCGCAAAACAGAAAGGCACUCCUGUUCAUCGACAACUGUCCAGCCCACCCAAAGGAGUUGUCGUUUCUCAGGAACGUCCGGGUGGAGUAUCUUCCUCCGAAUGCCACGAGUCACCUCCAGCCGCUCGACGCGGGCAUAAUAAAAAAUGUCAAGCACUUCUACCGGAAGUGGAUUGUCCGGCGAUCGCUUGCCAUGGUGGAACGAGGUGACGCUCCGACCAAGCUCUCCAUCCUAGAUGCGAUGCACUUUCUCGCUACAGCGUGGGACACCGUCUCUGCUACCACUGUGCAGCACUGCUUCCGCAAGUGCGGGUUUCAACGCGCGGGGCAAGUACAAGCGUUAACAAAAAACAACGCUGACGAAGAUGCCGAUGAUUCUCAAGAAAUGGAAGAUGCUAUGGCAAAAAUGGGAGCUCCCAUUACCUACUGCGAAUAUGCGUCGCUUGACGACAACGUCGUUACCUCUGAACCGCAGAGCAUAGCGGACAUUGUGGCCGACCUCACUACUGCCGACAACGAAGAAAGUGAUGAAGAAGACGAGCAAAAAACGAACGGUGACGCUGCACCCACGUUUGCGGACGCGAUCGCUGCGUUGGACACCUUGCGCCGCUACGUAAACGUUCAUGACUGCGCGGAGAGUGAGAGGGGACUGCGGCUUCUGGAGAAACGACUUUUACUGCAUACCAUUAAUUCGAAGCGGCAGGUGGAUAUUACGCGCUUUUGUGAACGUGUUUGAGUCCAAAAGGGUUCGGUGAGUGCAUAAAAUAAACCGUUGCAUAAGAGCUGCUUUCUAUCUUAUAUAGAGUGCCUUUAAGUGCGUUAUCGGUUGCUGCGCUUUCCCGGUUGAUACGCUUUUUUUCCGCGGUCCCCUGAAAAACGUAUCAACGAGGUUCUAC